Chaetomium strumarium is the source of this 1497-nucleotide messenger RNA. RefSeq names its product cell surface metalloreductase. The transcript has 6 exons. The record is from RefSeq and is a predicted model, not a curated record. Gene Ontology annotation, biological process: intracellular iron ion homeostasis; copper ion import; iron ion transport. Gene Ontology annotation, cellular component: plasma membrane. Gene Ontology annotation, molecular function: ferric-chelate reductase activity. The annotation marks the transcript as partial. NCBI's taxonomy places the organism in Eukaryota, Fungi, Ascomycota, Sordariomycetes, Sordariales, Chaetomiaceae.
CUCCGUCUUCUCUCGACUCUUAGGUGGUGUGUCCGUGGUCCGCGUCUUCUCUUGACCAGGUUGUUCUCGUAUAUACGCGUGCUUUCCCGAUUCAAGCGCAUCGGGCCGUGGCACCUCUAUACUAUCCUCAUCAUCGCAUUAUUUCUGGGCGUUAAUGUCUAUCUAACAUUCUUUAACGGCUUGUUUAAGCCGGUCUUCGUCGAAGAGGCGAGCAUCCGGGCCGCGAACCUCUCGCUAAUCAACCUUGUGCCUGUUAUUGCGGGGCCGAGCCAGAGCUUUCUAGCCUCUACGUUUUUCGGCGUCUCCCUCAAGACCUUUCAGAAAGUCCACCGCUCCCUGGCGGUCGUCUCCACGCUUCUAUUACUCGUCCAUGUCAUCGCUGCGAUCGUGGCGCGGCGAGGAUUUUCGCUGCAGGUAGUGAGGAACGUGUGGACUCUGGCUGCCGUGGUAUGGCUGGUGGCUCUGAUAUUCUUAUCCCUUCCAUGGCUCCGGGGACCAUACGAGCUGUUCGCCCGCACGCACCAAUUGCUGUCAGUCGCCCUGCCAUUUCUGAUCUGGCAACAUUUAACCCCUGAGGUAAACGUCUACUUCUUCAUUUUCUUGGGAUCGUUCCCCCUCAUGCUACUAGCCCAGCUAGGCAACGUGUUCUAUAGAAACGCUAUUGUGCUUCGUACAAGAAAGAGUGAGCAUACAAAUGCCGUCGAGGAGUCGAAAAUUAACCGUGAUAUUAUCCAAAUAGAGCUAGCCCUUCCGCGCCCUAUACGAAUUCAAGAGGGACAGUACAUUGGCCUAUGGAUCCCUGCCGUCAGUAGGUUGUCGUUCCUCCAGGUCCACCCCUUUAUGGUUACGUCGUGGUCGGAUGGGUGUUCCAACCGAUUAAGUGUUCUGGUGGACCCUCGUCGCGGCUGGACCAAGAAAUUACUCCGCUAUACGAGACUCAAACCCAAUGGCGAGCCCUGCCGAGCUCUGUUCACAGGGCCAUACGGACUUAGCGUGCCUACCCGCAAAUACGGAAUCGUACUCCUAGUGGCCGCCGGUCUCGGCAUAGUGUCACAUAUACCUUACCUGAAGCGGCUUAUACACGAUUACAACGCACGCCGGACACAGACGCGCCGAAUCUGCCUCGUGUGGCUAGUGAAAACUCUCGACUUGCCAUACCUCUUCCAGGACAUGUUGAACGAAGCCCUAGCCGAAGAUGCGUUGGACGACGGUCGGAUACUGGGUAUCACUAUCUACGUCGAAUCGGGCGGCGCAGAGCAUCGGUUCGGCAAACGUACUAUAGUGCACAGCGGCUUUCCUAACUUAGAAGCAAUCUUCAAGAACGAGAGAACCGAGGAAAACAUCAAGAGGGCACAGAAAGAAGAAGAUGCCAAAGAAGAAAUGCUGGUCUUAGUAUCGGCGACCGAAGGUCUGCGAGUUGAGCUGCGGAAGAUCUCUCAACGAUACGUACGUGAUGGGGUUGACGUCGUUGAGCUAGAAUAUCAGCCAGACUCGGAU